Alternaria rosae is the source of this 1819-nucleotide messenger RNA. Its product is annotated as WD40-repeat-containing domain protein. Bases 371 to 1702 code for a protein of 443 amino acids. The record is from RefSeq and is a predicted model, not a curated record. Gene Ontology annotation, molecular function: protein binding. The transcript is spliced from 2 exons. NCBI's taxonomy places the organism in Eukaryota, Fungi, Ascomycota, Dothideomycetes, Pleosporales, Pleosporaceae.
AAGCUCCAGACCAGAAUAGAUCCCUGUCCGUCUCGGCAAUCUUUGCACUGUCAUAGCACCUGCCACCCUGGAACACCUGCCGACGCCUCCACAUGUACUCCUAAGCUGAGAGGAAACGAAUCCUCCUUUCUCCAUACCAGCCAACAUGGCUGUUUCGUACUGCUGCUGCAGCGAUCGAUCAAAACUCAGCUCACUAGUACCGAGCAUCGUCUGAGAAGGGAACGCCCAGCAGGCAGCCGUUUCAAGCGCGCAUGCACCUGUCGUUCGCGUUGUAUACCCGACAAUCAACCGCUCAUCACUGGCCCCACCAUCGCUUCUCGACGAUCGUCUCUCGUGCCGGCCUGCCCGAAACUAACACCUCAGCUUGUCCAUGGCCCUGGAGCGCCAAACCGCCACGCUCCCACCGGCACAGCCCACUGCCAUUCUUCGCGGCCAUGCCUCGCACAUCCACGCAACAUUGUUUGUUCGUCAGAACAGUCGUUUGUUGACGGGCGACGCAGAUGGCUGGGUCGUCCUCUGGAAUGUUCAGACUAAGCGACCAGUUGCUGUCUGGCCAGCCCACGAUGGCCCUAUCCUAGGCUUCGCCCAAUGGGGAGAAGCAAAGAUAAUAACACAUGGCCGAGACAACAGAAUAAGAAUCUGGCGACUAGCAAUCGGAGACGAGACUGAGAAACUCUCAUCAACAUUGCCUGAAGAUGGGAACCGAGAACAUACGCCGAAACCGUGGCUUCUCCAUUCGCUUCCCGUCAAUACCCUCAACUUCUGUUCUUUCUCCAUGGGUUAUCAGCACCCUCCAGCCUCCAUCGCAGAGGAUGAUUCCAUCUUUGUGGCGGUUCCAUCAACGGACGACAAGGUGAUCGACGUGUAUAGCUUCCCUGGUGAGCUACUCAAGGUCAGGAUCCCACAGAUACGAACCGUCGAAACAGGCAUGGUGAUGGCUGUGAAAUUUAUUCGUAAUAGAGCCACGCAGAGACUUCUACUCCUCGCAGGGUAUGAGGGCGGAGUCACUGCAGCCUUUAAGCUGGCUGAAGAACACCCCGAUACGAGCGUGGACACUGCUCAGCUUGUAUACCUUAGUCAACCCCAUUCUCAGCCUAUCCUGUCAUUGGACGCUUCACCAGAGGGCGACUAUUACUACACAUCCUCGGCGGAUGCUAUAAUAGCCCAGCAUCAGAUACCGGAGUUGCCAUCCGUUCCGGGUAAAGAAGACAAUGACCCACCUGUACCGUCUUCAGGUCUGUUCACAAAGCAAACUGUUCAUCAGCCGAGCUCUAAAACACCGACACCCAGUGGUCUAUCUUCAUUGCUUUCGUCCGCGGCGCCGCUACCGAAGUUCAAGCCUGCUCCGCCAGUCCCGAAAGUGGUCACUUUACAACAGCCGUUUAGAGUGAUAGACACCAAACACGCUGGUCAACAGUCGCUCCGUGUCCGCUCUGAUGGCAGGCUUCUGAUUACCGGUGGUUGGGACUCACGGAUCCGCAUAUACAGCACCAAGACGCUCAAGGAAGUUGCCGUGUUAAAGUGGCAUAAGGAAGGUGUCUACUCCACUGCAUUCGGCGAGAUUCUUACACAGGAUGCGACAGGUCACGGAGAUAGUGCUACCAAUAAGCGGCAAAGAGAGCGUGAGGAGCAGUCGAAGCUUAAACACUGGGUCGCUGCAGGAGCUAAGGAUGGGAAAGUCAGUUUGUGGGAAGUGUUCUGAUGUGCUGUCUGGCCCUGUCGCGGAACUUGGAGUAUGCCAGCCACCCCAUGAUGACGCAUGUAUAUAGACAAGAUGUAUUGUAGUAUAAAUUGUCACGUUAACAGCAAUCUACCAAGC